Molecule: messenger RNA, 294 nt
Organism: Dibothriocephalus latus
Lineage: Eukaryota; Metazoa; Platyhelminthes; Cestoda; Diphyllobothriidea; Diphyllobothriidae
Source: the annotation of a GenBank genome assembly
UUGAAUGGAUCUACUUUCCUAAUUUCUCCAGCGAAUUAUGCUCCCUGUUGUUCACUACAGUACAUCCUCUCACCCUUUUUUUCAGAUGCUUCAGCCGUAGAGCAGUUCGUCCCGACUCCGGCCAAGCCGAGCCUCCAGUUCAUAAAGCACGUUAAACCCGACAGCCCUGCUGCCGAGGCUGGACUUCGCCAGGGCGACUUUGUCAUCAAGGUAAUUCUCUCUUUCUCCUUUCUACCUGCCCCGCCCAGACUGUCUCUCCCUCUGUCCAGUAUCAGCCUGCCACGCCCUCUCUGA